Molecule: messenger RNA, 4992 nt
Organism: Myxocyprinus asiaticus (Chinese sucker)
Lineage: Eukaryota; Metazoa; Chordata; Actinopteri; Cypriniformes; Catostomidae
Exons: 2
Coding region: 423-1547 (374 amino acids)
Biological process (GO): protein polyubiquitination; SCF-dependent proteasomal ubiquitin-dependent protein catabolic process
Cellular component (GO): SCF ubiquitin ligase complex
Molecular function (GO): protein binding
Source: RefSeq, a predicted model, not a curated record
CAACAACAGCCUCUCUCAUAGAUUCUUAGCACAGCUUAGCCGCUUAAUUAGCAAAGUGCUGACUAAUUCUAAACAAUUAAAGCGCUCUUUUGAAUUAAGAGCUCAGUCAGACUGUCGUUAUAGUUUGAGCUACAUUAGUAGCGAGCAAACAUAUAAAAUAUAUAUUAUGGCUGUCGUUAUGUGUCAGGCCGCGAUGACGAGCUAAUUGUGCGUUACUAGCGGUCUAAUAAACUUGCUGUUUUUUUUAACCACGCAUUAUUUGUACCACCAGCUACUCUGAAUGGCAAUGCACUGAAUAGCCUGUAUGAUUUAUAUUAACUUGACAUCUGCUGCUAUGUUAAAGGUGCAGUCAAACGUCUCAUUCAGAGAGGGCAAAAAAAGGAUGAUCUUGAAAAAGAUUUAACCAACAAUCAUAGACCAACAUGCCUCAAAGGAAGAGAGCCCUUGUUCCCAUUAGUACACGGAGAAGAGUUAAAGCUGAUGACGAUUACUUCCCCUUUAAUUCACUACCGGUGGAGUGUCAGCUCCAUGUGCUUUCAUUCCUUAGUGAGGUGGACAAGUGCAACUGUGCGCUGGUGUGUGUAAGCUGGGGUUGCUUAGCACGCUCUGGAAAACUCUGGAGAGUUGCGGACUAUUCUCGCCGUGGGGUGUUUCACCUCGGCCAGGAGGGUCAGCUUGUUUCCAACAGAGAGUUUGAGCGUUGGAAAUCUUGGGUACACCAUUACACUCAUCAUCUUAUAUCUCGUGGGGCCAGUUUGCUUACACUUAAGGCCAGUUUUGAUUUAGGGGACCAAUGCAAUAAAUGGGGAGAGCUCCUUUCACACCUGCUAGAGAAUGUCCAUUGCCGGGAUCUCUGUCAUUUAGAUUUAAAUUGGACAUUCACGCUGCUUGAGCCCCUAGACCUCCGUGUCCACACCAGCUCUAGUUCUCAUCAAGACAACAUUACCAAGAUUGACCAAGUCAAUAACUUCCAGAUUCUUCUUUCCAGACUUGUUCACAGCUGUCCCAGGAUAGCCAAAAUGCGUCUGCACUUUGACUGGUCUGAAACAUCAGUUGCGUUGAUUACUCAGUUUCAGCACCUCCGUAUUUUAGAACUGAAGUACUUUUGGGUUUUUAAAGGCGUCAGCCCAAACACUUUACAGUCACUAACUAAAUCGCUGCCUAAUCUUAAAUCCCUCACUCUCCAUGUUCUUGUGCCACUGCGGAACAUGGGCAUCUCAUACACCCUUGAAUCCCUUUCUCUUGAGUUCUUGGAUGUGUCACCCAGUCGUGGUCUGGUCUUCUCCUGCCUCAACCUCCCAGCACUGAGAGAGCUGCGGGCGAAAAAGAUUGUUCGUGGCAUAACUCUGGACCGUCGAACCAGACUCCGGAUACAGAGCCGAUGGCCUUGUCUGUAUCAAGUCUUACGUGACGGGACACCCAGACUACAGGCCCUUAACAAUGAAAGACUUCUUCCCAACUGGAAAGAGCAAAGUUACAGAGAGCUGACCUCAAUCCUCCAGCAGUCUUGUUACUGCCUUCAGCAUUUAGACAGCUGGCUCUGGUGAAACCAAUUCUUGAAACAAUCAUAGGCUACAUUUAAUGGCCCUAAGAGACACAGCCACAUCCUGACUGCACUUUGACAUGAAGAAAUUCAGAAAUAUCAUCAGAUAACCAUGAGCAUCUUUUCUAAUUAAAAAUACUUAGAGCUGGAAUCUAAUUAUGCACUAGCUUCCCCUUGCCAGCAACACAGGGGUAAUUUAAUUCAAUUUAAAUAUAGGUCAAUUUUUUUAACCUUCAAAAUUAUGCCUAAAAAGAAAACAGUGUUACAGUUUUGGCAUGUGUAGUGCUAUUAAGGUUUAAAUGAAGAGAUUUUCCAAAUAGAAGGCCUUACAGAAGUGUGUGCAUUUUUAGGAGCUUAGGUCAAUUCUGGAAAAUGAUUCUGCUGUGCAAAAUGAAGCCAGCUCUGGGGAGGAUAAAGCGGAUUGCAGCAAGCAUGUGUUGAUCACAUUGACAAGAACUCUUAUUCCUUACAUCAUUUGAGUCCUUUUGUAUUUCAGUAGGAAUAAUCAAUCAGUAGAUGUUUUUUGGUUUUAUUUUUUUGUUUGUUUGUUUUUUUGUACCUUUUAUUUCUGUGUAUCUCUGUCCUGAACUAGAUUUUAUUUUAAUGUUUUGAGUGUUCAGCAAUCUGUGACCAGUUUAAGCAUUUCUUAUAUUUGAUAACAUUCCUUUCUAUAUUUCAGGCUGUGCUCAAACAUUUCAGACUGUUUCAUUUUCAGACAAUUUUGCAGCAGUCAAACCUUAUUUUUAAUCUGUUUUUCUUUCAUAAACUGAAAUUUAAGUAGAAGGAUUUUAUUUGUAUUAAGCUUAAUGAUUGAGUAUUUUAAGGAUAUUCACAUAGGUGAGAAUAUGUAUUGCAUUGCAUCUUUGUUUAUCCAUCUUUGGAGAAAAUCUCUUACAUAAUUUAAAGGCAUAACAGUCUUUUAGUUUAAGGCCUUCGAAAGUAGUGAGACUAAAACCUUGUAACUACUUAAAAUGAAAUGUUGAGCCAUUCUUUAUGUUAUAAGGUAUCAGGUGACCAGUAAAUAAGCCAACACUGAAAUGUGCAGCAUUUUGUGCCAAGCAUUAAAGGAAUAUUCUGGGUUCAAUGCAAGUUAAGCUCAAUCGACAGCAUUUGUGGCAAAAUAUUGAUUACCACAAAAAUGUAUUUGGACUUGCCCCUCCUUUUAUUUAAAAAAAGCAAAAAUCUGGGUUCCAGUGAGGCACUUACAAUGGAAGUAAAUGGGGGCCAAUCUGUAACUUUAAAAUACUCACUAUUUCAAAAGAAUAGCCACAAGACAUAAACAAUAUGCAUGUUAACAUGAUUUUAGUGUGAUUAAAAUCGAUUUCUAACCUUUUCUGUGUAAAGUUAUAGGCAAUUUUGCAAUUUCAUUGCCAUGACGAUGUAAUGUCAACAAACCCUAUAAGUUUAAAAAUGACGAUUCACACAAAUUUACAGCUCAAGUAAUACAUUAUGUUUAACAGAAGAAUUAAUGUAAGUGCUUUUAUAAAUACUAAGCUUCAAAUUUCUGCAUUUAAACCCUCCAAAAUUUGGCCCCAUUUACUUCCAUUGUAAAUGUCUCACUGGAACCUCAUUUUUUGCUUUUUUUUUUUAAAAGAAACAGAGGGGCUUUUUUUUUUUUUUUUUUUUUGUGGUAAUCGACAUUAUGCCACAAAUGCUGUCGACUGAGCUCAACUUGUAUUGAACCUGGAAUAUGCCUUCAAUAAAGUUUGUCAUCAAGAUAAUUUUUUUCUUUAAUUUUAUGAAAUGAGAAUAUUGCCUUUUGCCUGAACAACUAAUAGACCAAAUCAUAUAAUUAAUUUAAUGUGGAUAAAAGAAACUUGUGAUGAACUGCAAUUGCAUUUACUUGUGAACAAUAUUAUCCAAUGGAUGAAAUGUGUGAUUUGUGUGCAGUACCUGUGAUAUGUGCUUGUCCACAGGAGGUCACAAUACUCUUUCCUUCCUCAACUGUUCUGUUCCUUUCUUGCCAUCCCUUAAAACACGUUUUCUGUUUUCAGCAGUGGUGCUGUGAUAAAAGAAUUCUGUGUACUAACUGGAAUUGGAACUGCUGGAAUGAAUUGAUAUGAUUUAUUCAUUUAUUAAAGUAAAACUUAUGGCCAUAUAUUUGUAGUGUGGACAAAUGGUCCACUAUUUCUUUCAAGUUCUGUUACAGUGUUAAUGUCAUUGUUACUUGUAAAUUAUAUCUAAAUUAUUUUAUGCUGACAUGAAUCAGUUAUGGUAACAGACUGAGUAAUAAUAUAUUUGCCAAAUCAGAUUGUUUAAAUUGUAGUAUAUUUGCUUAAAGCCUUUCUUAAUCCAGAACUGAAGAAUAGGUGUCAUAAAAUGGUUUUUAUUAAAGUUCAUAUUUAUCUUAUUUCUGUCAGCUGAAAACAACCAUGACAUGUAAAAACUAAUAAGAGGCCUGUCUUGGAUAGAUUAAGCUUACAUUUCCUAUACCAUGAAAGUUUCCGAAGAUAAGAAGUUCAUAAUAUUUUUAAACAUUUAAGGAACAUUUAAAGAAAUGUUCCAGUUUCAAUACAAGUUAAUCUCAAUUGACAGCAUUUGUGGUUGCCACAAAUUUGUUGAUUACCACAAAAAAUUAUUUAGACUUGUCCGUCCUUUAAACAAAAGCAAAAAUCAAGGUUACAGUGAGGCACUUACAAUGGAGGUUUAAAGACAGAAAUGUGAAGCUUAUAAUUUUAUAAUUCUUUUGUUAAAACUCGUGUUAUUGGAGCUGUAAAUAUGUUAACAUAGUUUUUAGUGGUCAUUUGAGGGUUACGCUGUGCAACUUUACAGUGUUACAUGGUCAUGGCAACAAAGUUGUAAAAUUGGCCAUAACUUUACACAGAACAGUUUAGUAAGCAAUUUUAUCACACUAAAAUUAUUUUAACAUUUACGGAUUUACGGAAGUGCCUGACAGUUUUUAUUUAUGUAUCUUUUUAAAGAGGAGGGGCAAGUCCAAUUUUCUUCUUUCUUUUUUCUUUUUUUUUUUUUUUUUUUUUUUUUUGUGGUUAUCAACAUUAUGCCAUUAUGCUUUUUCAUAGUGACAGCCUAUCUAUACAGUAUGUCUGUCUGUCUUCUAAAUGUCAUUGAUUAAUAAAUUAAACCAGGAAAUGAAACAUUUGUGAUGUUAAAUUAAACUGUUCAAUGACAAUAAAGAUAACUGGCCUUGCUGAUUAUGCAUCCCCAAAAGAGUUUGAGACAGAGACAUCUCUUCUGUGAGCACUGGACUCACAAUUGUUAAUGAACUUUCUCACAACACUUUCGUAGCAUCUUUUAAAAAACAUUCUUAAACAAUUUUUCUCUAUUGUUUCAGUGAGCAGUAUCUAAUUUUCAUUUCUGAUUUUGCCUGUACUUUUCUGAGCAAGUUACUUCCUCCUUAGGAUGAAUUACUAAUAUUAUUGUUUACCUCAUUUAACAUGUCUGUUAAAUGAAUAAAUGUAAAAUCUUAAGUUCCAUAUAACACAAUAAAC